Molecule: messenger RNA, 1272 nt
Organism: Trypanosoma rangeli
Lineage: Eukaryota; Euglenozoa; Kinetoplastea; Trypanosomatida; Trypanosomatidae
Exons: 1
Coding region: 1-1272 (423 amino acids)
Source: RefSeq, a predicted model, not a curated record
AUGACGUAUGUGCAAAGCGCUGACCGCUUUGACUGGUGCGCCGGGUUCAGCACGAUGCUGGAAAGUGGCACCGAAAAACGACUCAGAGAUUUGUGGCAGCGUCUGUUGUGUAGCGUUUGUAGUGAGGAGGCUCUUGCCGAGGCCUCAAGGGGACCCAGAGUGGGUUGGAACCCCUACAGACCUGCGCGCGGGGAACAUCUUCUUAAGGGUAUUUUGAAUAGCGAGGUGUAUGAAUGGCGUUCGGCAGUCCAUGUAAAUUCGUUGUGUGUCGUAGGAAGCGCGCUAUUGGUAGAAGCUUCAACGAGUCCUGUAAAUCCAGUGCAUGAUAUUAACCCAUUUCAUAUAGAGGCAAACAACAGUGGGACUGUGAUCAAUGGAUUGUCUAGUGAGGGGACGGCUGCCCAAUGCUCAGGGCGCACUGGGCCGCCGUACGACAAUGACAGUAUAACAAUGGACAUAACCUGCAAUGAAAACAACAAGGAAAAUGCACUGUGCACGACGGCAACGCAGGAUGCGGUUGAUGACAUCUUUGAGGUGCUUUGGGGAACAGUGGCGGUGCCGUGGAUCAUGGAACGAUAUGCAUCAGAGCACCAAUUGCGGCGAGAAAAAGAAGAGACCGAGGUACACGACAGGUCCAAAGCAACAUUGAGUUACUACGGCGCGGAUCACGGGAAUCGUUUUUCUGCGAAGCCAACCCGAAAGAACGACCUCGUACCCAACCGCCGGAGGCCAAAAACUGGGCCUGCCAUACGUCGAGGUGGAACGUUGGGCCGGACGGGGCCGGCAUUGCCUCUUGAGAAAAAGGUUCCGGCGCGUCUUUUACACGCCGUGGACGCAUCACAAGAGGAAUUUGUCGACACGGUAAAAGAGGAAGAGAAUCCUGUUGUGGUAGUGAAGCAGGGGGUACACUUUCCUCAUGAGCUGGGCUGCUCCCCAAAUCAGCGACGAGUGAGCUGCUUCAGGCCAACAGCAAUGAAUUCCUCUGGAGCUCCUGAGGCGGAGAGACGGCGUUUGCUGUUGCUGGGGAAACCCGCCACCCAGAGACCAUCGCGUCAGUGCAAUAGAAAGCCCUCCUCAAGUGCUCUGCAGCCACGUGGCAGCCCCUCUCCCGGCCUUCGGUUCGCUUUGAGAGACCAACAAGAUCGAGUUGGUGGCAAGAAUACGGACAAAUACUUCGGAAGUUUGCGUGUCUCGCCUGGAGGUCGCGGUCGCAAGUUGGCUCCUUUGCCCCCGAAGUCAAAUUUACGCUCACCAACGAAUCUUAGGCAAUAG